Messenger RNA from Epinephelus fuscoguttatus (brown-marbled grouper), 1723 nucleotides. RefSeq names its product serine protease 16 (gene prss59). Lineage: Eukaryota; Metazoa; Chordata; Actinopteri; Perciformes; Serranidae. The record is from RefSeq and is a predicted model, not a curated record. Gene Ontology annotation, molecular function: dipeptidyl-peptidase activity; serine-type exopeptidase activity. Gene Ontology annotation, biological process: proteolysis. The transcript is spliced from 9 exons. The coding region runs from base 36 to 1517 and encodes 493 amino acids.
CACAUGUUCCUGUCUGCUUCCCUGUGCACACCAACAUGGCUCUGCAGAGGUUUGGGUUGUUUGUGUGUAACGUCACCUUGUUUGUGUUGUUGUUGUCUGUGCUUGUUGAUGGAGAGGGACAGUUUAAAGGCUUCAGGAGGUUCAGUCGGGAGCAGGAAACCAACCAGAGAGCUGUGUUUGAGCAGCAGUGGUUCACUCAGAAACUGGAUCACUUCAAUGGAGCAGACACCAGAGAGUGGAAGCAGAGGUACUUUGUAAAUGAAGCCUUCUACAGACCAGGCGGUCCAGUGUUCCUGAUGAUAGGAGGAGAGGGUCCGGCCAAUCCAGCCUGGAUGCAGUCCGGCACCUGGCUCACCUAUGCUGAGAAACUGGGAGCUCUUUGCUUGAUGCUGGAGCAUCGCUUCUACGGAGAGAGUCACCCAACCAUUGACCUCAGCACAGACAACCUGCGUUUCCUCAGCAGCCGUCAGGCGCUGGCAGACCUGGCACACUUCCGCACUGUGAUGGCGCAGGCUCGAGGGCUGAUCAACAGGAAGUGGGUCGCGUUCGGUGGGUCGUACCCGGGGUCUCUUGCUGCUUGGUUCAGGCUGAAGUAUCCUCACCUGGUCCAUGCCUCUGUGGCCACGAGUGCACCGGUUUAUGCUACUGUUAACUUCCCAGAGUACUUGGAGGUUGUGUGGCGUUCGCUGGCCUCAGAGAACGCAGAGUGCCCACUGAUGGUAAAGAAGGCUUCAGAUACCCUCGUGGAGCUCCUGAAGGACCCCAAGACCUACGACAACAUCACCAAAGACUUCAACUUGUGUUCCAAACUGCAGAUCCAGACAGAGAUGGACUCGGCCUACUUCCUGGAAAUGCUGGCUGGCAACUUCAUGGAUGUGGUGCAGUACAAUGAAGACAACAGGGGGUUUGAGGGUGUGAUAGGCACCAACAUCACCAUCAAGGUGCUGUGUGGCAUAAUGGGCGACACCUCCCUCGGAGAUCCUUAUGCCCGCUAUGUUGCUGUGGCUCGCCUGAUGAUGGACACCUUCUUUAUCAAAUGCCUGGAUGCCAGCUACAGUAACUGCCUCAGAGACAUGACUAACACAUCUUGGGUUGGGCCGGCUGCAGGAGGAGGGAGACAGUGGGUCUACCAGACCUGCACUGAAUUUGGAUUCUAUCAGAGCACCGAUUCGCCCAACCAGCCAUUCACUGGCUUCCCUCUUGUGUAUCACGUGAAACAGUGUGCAGACUUCUACAACAUCAGCGCUGAGCAGCUGGCAGAGGCCGUAGCCCAAACCAAUGAGUAUUACGGUGCCUAUGACAUCCGCUCCUCCAGAAUAAUUCUUCCCAACGGGUCCAUAGACCCCUGGCACGCCUUGGGAAUCACCCAGGACAUCUCUCCUGAGCUCCCUGCUGUUUUCAUCAAAGGAACAGCCCACUGUGCCAACAUGUACCCUGCCAGGAGCGAGGACCUCCCCCAGCUGGCUCUGGCCCGUGACCACAUCUUCUUAAUGCUCCAGAAGUGGCUGAGCCAGUGACUGACAGCCGAACAGGCCAAUCGACGGCUUUGCAAAGCAAACUAAUUACUCUUUUGUUCAGAUUAUUGACAUUGGAGUGAGACUGCUUAUUUUACUGCCACAUUUAUGACUCCUUAAAAAGGCACUUUACACAAGCAUCAGUAAGUACAAAGUUCAGGUAUUUUAAAUGAGUGAGAUGACGAAUAAAAAAUACUUUUUUUAAGACA